Anguilla anguilla (European eel) is the source of this 4805-nucleotide messenger RNA. It is a transcript of the gene rangap1a, whose product is annotated as RAN GTPase activating protein 1a. Gene Ontology annotation, molecular function: GTPase activator activity; small GTPase binding. Gene Ontology annotation, biological process: signal transduction; nucleocytoplasmic transport; activation of GTPase activity. NCBI's taxonomy places the organism in Eukaryota, Metazoa, Chordata, Actinopteri, Anguilliformes, Anguillidae. The record is from RefSeq and is a predicted model, not a curated record. The transcript is spliced from 16 exons. Bases 118 to 1923 code for a protein of 601 amino acids. Gene Ontology annotation, cellular component: cytosol; perinuclear region of cytoplasm; nucleus.
ACCAGGGUUGGAGACCACUGUCCUAAGACCUCAAAACAAGUUUCCAGAACAUCUUUUUGCAACUGACUACAUUAACGACGGCAGUUACGACGGGUGUGCGAGAUAGUGUGGAGUUAGAUGUUUAGUUUGAGGCUCUGGAAAAGGCAAGGUGGCUCGAUGGCUUCAGAAGAUGUUGCGCAGUUGGCCAAUUCAUUGGCUAAGACUCAGGUGGGGGAGGUAGAGCUGAGCUACAAGGGCAGGGGACUCAAGCUGGACAAUGCACAGUCUGUGGAGGAGCUGGUGCAGGAGAUUGAGGCGUUCCAGGGGCUGCAGGCCCUGAGGCUGGAAGGGAACACUGUCGGGGUGGAGGCGGCAAAGGCCAUCGCUAAAGCCCUGGAGAACAAGGGAGACUUUCAGUGCUGCUACUGGAGUGACAUGUUCACGGGCCGCCUGCGCUCCGAAAUCCCUCCUUCUUUGAUCUCCCUGGGCAGUGCGCUGAUCACAGCCGGAGCCCGACUCAGGGUGCUGGACCUGAGUGACAACGCCUUCGGGCCCGAUGGGGUGAAGGGCAUCGAGGCUCUUCUCAAGAGCACCACCUGCCACACACUGCAGGAGCUGCGCCUCAACAACUGCGGCAUGGGCAUUGGCGGGGGCAAGAUCCUAGCUGCAGCCUUGACGGAGUGCCAUAAGCAGUCGAGUGCACAGGGAGCCCCUCUCCAGCUGAAGGUCUUCAUCGCCGGCAGGAACAGGCUGGAGAACGAGGGCGCUACAGCGCUCGCCCACGCCUUCCAGCUGAUGGGCAGUCUGGAGGAGAUCCACAUGCCCCAGAACGGCAUUAACCACCCCGGGGUGACGGCGCUGGCCACCGCUGUGCAGCACAACCUACAGCUCCGGGUCAUCAACCUCAACGACAACACCUUCACCAAGAAAGGAGCUAUCGCCAUGGCGCAGUCUCUGAGACACCUGCGUAACGUCCAGGUGAUCAACUUUGGGGACUGUCUGGUGCGCUCUGAGGGGGCCGCAGCCAUCGCUGAGGCUGUGAAGGUGGGGCUCCCCAUCCUAAAGGAGCUGAACCUGUCGUUCGGGGAGAUCACAGAGGAGGCGGCGCUGGUGGUGGCGCACGCCGUGCAGGACAAAGCCCAUCUGGAGAAACUGGACCUCAACGGUAACUGUCUCGGAGAGGACGGAUGUGAAGCUCUGAAGGAGACCAUGGACAGCAUGAAUAUGGGGGAUCUGCUGGGAUCACUAAGUGAUGAUGAAGGAGAGCCAGAUGACGAUGAAGAUGAUGAUGAAGAAGACGAAGAGGAAGAUGAUGAUGAAGAGGAGGAGGAUGAAGAUGAAGAUGAUGAUGAAGAGAAUGGAGUGAAAGAGGACAGUGAUGGAGAGGAGGGCCCAGCGCAGCCCCUGAGCAUGGUGUCCACCCCAACCCCAUCAAUCAAACCUCAAGACUCCUCCCCUGCCAACGAUGUCUCUUCCUUCCUCUGCUUCCCCUCCCCAGACAAGCUGCUCAACCUGGGGGCCAAGAGAACGCUGCUCAUCGAACAGCAGGUGGACUUGGCAGACGCAGGUAAGACUGCGGAGGCCUUCCUGAAGAUCUCCUCUGUGUACAAGGAGGAGGCCGAGGUGAGGAGAGCCGUGCUGGAGAGCAUAGAUGCUGUGCUGGGGAAGGCCUUCUCCAAUCCCUCCUUCCAGACCUACAGCUUCAUCUCUGCACUGCUGGUGCUGCUGGGACUGAUCAAGAGUGAGGAGAAGGUGAAGCCAGUUCGGGUGGUGCCCGGGCACCUGCUGGCCCUGGACCACGCCGUGCGACAGGACUACUUCCCUCGAGAGCACAUCGCCGUGCUCAACGCCUUCGUUUCGCGGUCCAGUAGGGCCCUGGAAUCCUGCACCAGCGCCAAGAACAGCCUGAAGUCCACACUGGACCGGCUUGGGAACGCGUGCUAAUCUUCAGCUGCCCUUCAGCCUGGGAUGCGCUCCUAAGGACACUGUGCAGAGCUGUCCCGCGCACACGCACACACACACGCACACACCGGGUCACACUCCUAUGGACGCUGUACAGAACAGACCUGCACUCAGACACGCAUACAAUCACACAUACACACACACACACACACACACAAACACACCGGGACCCACUCCUAUGUACUCCGUACAGAACAGACCUGCACACACACGCACACACACACAUCAGGACGCUCUACUAUGGACGCUGUACAGAACAGACUCAUGCUCACCCACACACACAUCAGGACGCUGUCCUAUGGACGCUGUACAGAACAGACUCAUGCUCACACACACACACAUCAGGACGCUCUACUAUGGACGCUGUACAGAACAGACUCAUGCUCACCCACACACACAUCAGGACGCUGUCCUAUGGACGCUGUACAGAACAGACUCAUGCUCACCCACACACACAUCAGGACGCUGUCCUAUGGACGCUGUACAGAACAGACUCAUGCUCACCCACACACACAUCAGGACGCUGUCCUAUGGACGCUGUACAGAACAGACUCAUGCUCACCCACACACAUCAGGACGCUGUCCUAUGGACGCUGUACAGAACAGACUCAUGCUCACACACACUCGCACCAUGUGCUGUGUCAGCUUCUCGGUACUGCUGUUACACCACGUUUGACAGUCGUACCGCUAUACACGCACAGCCCAUGUCGCUGCUGGGGACAGACGGACACUGCUGCGGACAGACGGGCACUGCUGGGGACAGACGGACACUGCUGAACACUGUGCAUAACAUUACACGCCCACCAGGUCAAAGAUCAAAAGAACCCGUGAAACUGUGACUGCAGAGCGCCCCCUGUGGCUGCAUUAUGAAAGCGCAGCUUGCAUGUCACCCUGCUGGGUUCUUCCAUUUUUUUCAGCUCCACCUUUUUCUUUUUUGUAGGUAAAGGAAAAAAAUACAAAUAAAAAGUAAACAAGAUGUUUAAAAAAAUGUAAAAGAUUUAAUAAUGAUUGCUAAUUUGAUAUUUCUGGAAAUGAUUAUUUGAUGCACUAACCAUGAGGAAAGAAAUUAGCAGUUUAUUUUUUUAAUGUAUUUAUUUCUGAUAGUUGUGAAAUUGUGAAAUCUAUCUGGGAUGAGACCCUGCCUGCCUUGAAUUACAGAAAGUAACAUUCAAAUUGUCUCUGUGAACAUCUAGAAAUCCCCAAUGCCCCCCCCCCCCCCCCCGCCCCAACACACACACACACAGACACACACACACACACCCUUCGUGAUGUUGGUUUAUCCCAAAGUGCUGGAAUAUCAAACUGCAUUUCUUUCCGAAAGAUUGACUCAAUCCAACUGUUAUUCAAGCAUCCUGUGAUAUAUAAUGCUAAAGGGUAUUCCUUGUGUGAAGAAACAGAGAUAGCCCUAAGAUCUUAUGAUUUUUGUGAAGUUGGAGUCAUGAAAUUGUCUGUUUAAGCAUAUAAUUCAACCCAAAAUUUAUUGACCAACUUUCUGUGAGUGGCAUUGUGGAAGACUCAGGAGGCAUGAAUGAAAAAGUAUGCACUUCUCUGCAGUAAGGGGAGGAAGUGUGCACUGCUGCAGGGAGGGAAGGAAGUAUGCACUGCUGCAGUAAGGGGAGGAAGUGUGCACUGCUGCAGGGUGGGAGGAAGUGUGCACUGCUGCUGGGAUGGAGGAAGUGUGCACUGCUGCAGUGAGGGGCGGAAGUGUGCACUGCUGCAGGGAGGGAGGAAGUGUGCACUGCUGCAGCGAGGUGGAAGUGUGCACUGCUGCAGGUAGGGAGGAAGUGCACUGCUGCAGGGAGGGGAGGAAGUGUACACUGCUGCAGGGAGGGAGGAUGUGUGCACUGCUGCAGGGAGGGGGGUGAAGUGUGCACUGACUGCAGGGAGGGAGGAAAUGUGCACUGCUGCAGUGAGGAGGAAGUGUGCACUCUAGGUUGGCAUUUAUAUGCUUAAAUUUGCUUUGUUGUGGCACAUGUUCCCAAUUUCUGCUGCGUGGGUUCAUCUUCAACUGAAUUUGAGAUUUAAAACAAAUCGCUAAUGUUCAGCAAGCUGGGAAUACAGCACUGCUUGGUCCCAUUGCCUUGUGCAUUAUGAUAGGCUGAGGUGUUCUCACAAGGCAACAGAACUGAGGACAGUGGCAGUUCCUAAAUGAAGUGUGAGACUUAAGAGAAUGCAGACCCAGCAUUACCUAAAAUGGGUCCUCAACAAAAUUUGGGUGAUGGUGCUGUGCUUCUUUGCUUUAUGAAGUCUAGCUAACUUCUUAACACUUAGAUGUGGACUUAGGAGAACGGUCAAGUCAGUGACAUCAGUCCAAGAUGGAGCGUGUUUUUGGAGAAGGGACAGUCUGGAAAUGAACAGUAGCAGAAGAUUGAGUGUGACAAUGGGGGAUAAAAUGCUUCAGAGCAAACCUUGUAAAUAAUAAAGCAACAUUACUGUGUUGAGCCAUUGAAGUACGUAAGCUUGAGGGUCUGGUUUCUUUGUGUUUUUAUAUUUUUAUGUUAACUGCUGAAUGGUAUUUAGUCAUAGGGCUAUGGAGUGUUUUGUAAAGGGCAGACCAUGCACAUUAUUUGGCCUUUUGUAAAAUGUCGAGUUAUUUUCUUAAUUUACUGAUAUUUCUGCAUAAGGAUAGUAAGCCAACUGCACAGACAGUUUUAGAAACCUUAAAUUCUUUGCAUCAUGAAAUAGUUGUGUAGUACAAGCAUAUCAGACUGACUUGCAGAAACAGGAUGACUCGCAAUGAAUAUUGAAACCUUGACUUUUUACACAAAACAAAAAAAUGGUAUGUAUGAUAUAAUGCAACAAAUUUAUAUGAAAUACAAUCAAAUUGUAUUGAAUAAAAUUUGCAUGGAUUUCUAUCAAUGAAA